This is a messenger RNA of Amoebophrya sp. A120, 4359 nucleotides long. NCBI's taxonomy places the organism in Eukaryota, Dinophyceae, Syndiniales, Amoebophryaceae. The record is from the annotation of a GenBank genome assembly.
GCUACGUCUUCUACCGGAGUCGGGACGACUGCUGCUGGGGCUGCGUUUUCGUGUUUGACUCGAUUUGCUCGCUCUUUCGCAUGCUGUUCGGCUUCAAUCUUGUGGAGGGACGAGGAGUGUAUUACUCGUACUCCUGAUCUACUAGUGCGUGGUAGUGCUCCACCAUCUUCGAUUUUCUUGACAUGCGGAAACACUUUCAUCCUUUUCUUCGUCAGACAAGAGUUGUACUAGAUGUGUAUGUGUUUCUGGGUCGGGUACAUCUGCCGUUAUUGCAAUUCCUUUUUCUAGCGCUGGGUCGAGGUCGUGGUGGAGCGCCUUCUUCACAGGCCCAGUAUUUUUUCCGAGGGCUAGCUCUUUGAACUGUAUACUAUCCGCUUAAAAAAAAUUUUGCAGGAAAAUCUCGAAUUUCAUAUGAAACACAACGCACCAACAAGCGACAUUUUACAAAUGAAUUUUUGCAUUUCGUACAUUAUUUAUUCGCUUUUUCUUCUGCUGAGGCGUCGCUUUUACUUCCUUCAACAAUACCGCCCGCGUCCGUACAAAACUAAAACGAAAUAGCACCACCUCGAAAAUAAUUUCGGAUUAUUUAUUGUCUGCCACACCGUAAACAGUUCUUGAUUGUACGCCCUCUGUAUAAGCCUUUUUUUCUGAAACUCGCGACACUAAAUCUUGAGAUUUUAUUCUCUCUAGCGCUUGUCCAUGUUGGAAAAAAAAAAAUCUCAAGGAAAUUCUACCGACGGCCUGAGGAGAUUCUCCCUCAAGGAGAUUCCCCCCCAUAAAAUUUGAACUGUGAGCUGGCGUUGAGCUUCAUGCUCAUAGCAAGCAUAGAAAGAUAUAGUGGACAAGACGAGCGCUGGCGCUCGUGCAAGAUGAAGGGACGAGCGUGGGCCAAAGUACGUGCGCGCCGACCGUUGCCACCAAGAGCCCCCGGCCCGCCUGUGCACCGGGGGCGGAAUACUUGUUGGCCCUGCCCUUCGCCCGCCUGCCCCGCCCGCGUGGCGCCAGCCUUGCUGCAGCAUCAGCCCAGGCUGCGCAGCUCCGUCCUUACAUACAAAACGCGCGCAGCAGCUUUCCUCCUGAUUGGCUCCCGGCGGCGCGGUGGCAGCAUUUCUUUUUUUCGGUGUUUUUCGUCUUUGAAACUGGACAGAACAGGACAGCUUCUGCUUUUGCGCGCGCACUCUCUCGCCAGUGGUUAGCAAUAAAAAUGCAAAAAAAAUUUCGCGUUGCGCGCGUGCCCCUACCUGUGGGCCCCUUUGUAGCCGGUGCGGUUGUGUGGCUUGCACGGCCGACAGCAAGAGCCGGCUAGCUUUUUUUGCUCGCACGCAUUCCCGGGCCUUGCAGAGCAACGACCUUGCUCCGCACACGAGCAGCGCGCGCUGCGUCCUCCCUUUCUUUGCGCCGACGGCGCUGCGCUUCAAAUUUCUGCACCGUCGCAACGGCUUUUUUUAUUUCGGGCGCGUGCCGCGCCCGCUCUGCCCGUCGUUGCUUCGCGCCGACGGCCUCGCGCCUUCGUUCGCGGACCUUCAAAAUUGCCUCCGCGCGCGCGCAGCACGUGCUCCGCUCCUCGUCGUUUCGCGCUGACGGCUUUGCGCUUUUUUUUCACGAGCGCACGGCAAAAAUUUUUGUCGCGCGCGUGCCACACGCGUUCCACCCUUCGUUGCGCCGCAUCGAUGCCCUUGCGCUUUCUUUCAUGGGCGGCCGGCCGACAAAAAAAAAAUUCUUACGCGCGCGCUGCGCGCGCUCCACCUUUCGUUGCUUCGCGCCAGCGCCCUUGUAGUUUGUUGCUUGCGCGGGUGCCAGACAAAAAUUUUUUGCGCGCGCGCCCAACCUUUCUCUGCUUCGCGCCCGCCAGCCCCCCUGCAGUUUCUUGCACGGGGGCCCGAAAAUUUUUUUUUUCGCGCGCGCGGUGCGCGCGCCCCAUCCUUUGUUGCAUCGCGCCAGCGCCCUUGCAGUUUCUUACACGGGUGGCCGACAAAAAUUUUUCUCGCGCGCGCCAGCGAACUUGCACUUUCUUGCACGGGUGGCCGACAGAAAAACCUUUCGGGCGGGCGCAGCGCGCGCUGCAUCCUUCGCUGUGUCGAGCUACCGCCCGCGCAGUUUCUGUCUCUCACGGAUAACCGACGAAAAAUUUUCUCGCGCGCGCCGCGCGCGCUUCAUCCUUCAUUGUUUCGCGCCAACGGCCUGGCGGUUUCUAUCUUGCGCGGGCGACCCAAAAAAUUUUUCUUUCCCGCGCGCGCUGCGCGCGCCCCUUCCUUCGCUGCUUCGAGCCAACGCCCUGGUGGGUUCGUAUCUUGGACGGGCGACCAGAAAAAUUUUCUUCCUCGCGCGCGCAGCGCGCGCGCCAUCCUGUAUUGCCUCGGCUCGCGCCAACGCGCUGGACGAGGCUUCUACUAUGCACGGGUGGCCGGCGAAUGCGAAAAUUUUUUCUCGUGCGCGCGCUGCGCGCGCUGAGCGCGCUGCAACCUGCACUGCCUCGCGCCAACGCCCUGGCGGCUUCUACUUUGCACGGCCCGGUGACCGGCGAAAAUUUUCUCUCGCGCGCGCGCUGCGCGCGCUCCAACCUGCAUUGUCUCGCGCCAACGUCCUCGCCGUUUCAUUCUUGCGCGGGUGGCUGACAAAAAGUUUGCUCGCGCGCGCGGCGCGCACUGCUCCACCUUUCGCUGCUUCGCGCCGGCGCCUCGGCAGUUUCUAUCUCGCACGGGCGACCGACAUUUUUUUUUUUGGCGCGCGCCUGCACUUGCGCUAUCAAUCCGCGGCUUCGCUGCUUCGGCCUCGCGCCUUUCUAAUUUCUUGCACGGGUGGCCGACACAAAUUUUUUUUCACGCGCGUGCCGCGAUCGUGCUCUUCUUCUUCCUUGCCCUACGCCGAAGGCCAUACGUGUCUGCUCGCUCGCGGCUGGCCGGCGAAAAUCUCUUUCAUUCACGGGCGCGCGAUUUGGUUUCUUGGGUGUGGGCAUUUGGCGUGUUGUACUCGGGCUACCCCGGGUCGUGGGUCCACGGGCUUGAUGUUGCCGAGUCAUUAUCUCGGUGGGGCGCCGGCCGCCGCAAGUUGCAGGGCCUGUUGCUCCGGUCGUUAGGAAGGGCCCGCCUUGGCGGGGUGCCCUUGAAAUCGCGCCAGAUGAACAGCCCGGGGCUCGUUGCCCUUGCAAUCUCGCUGAAGUUGCUGAGGGGUGGUCUCCUUUUCAAAUUGCACCCACGCAAGCAUGCAGCGCCUGAGCGGCUGCCGGGCGCCUGGCCCUUGGCUUGGGGUUGAGCUCUUGUUGCGCGACUUGCCUCGCGCGCUUUGUGUUUCGUUUGAGGUCGAUUCUAGGUGGUCGUGGGGGUGGUUUGCCUUUGAGGUCGCUCCAGAGCGGGUGCGGGGUGAUCUGCCUCUGAUGCGCUCUGGUGCGAACGGCUGAGAGGCGACUUGCCGUUAAGGCGGUCGAGGGACGACUUGCUUUUUGUUGCGGCUUCGCAACGGCCACAUCGGGCAGAAUGGGCGUGAAAUUGCGGCCGUUCUUCGGGCUUUAUAGGGCAGUGCACGUGUGAGAUUGCAUGGGGCAAAGCGCCCUCUAGCGCGGCGCCAUAGUCGGCAGGGCGCCCGGGAAAGGCUUCGUAGGGUCUUGCGCCCUUGAGCUUGCGCCUGCGUCGGGCCGCAUAGGGCAGUGCGCCCGCCCUUGAAGAUGCGGCUUGGGCCGCAGAGGGCGCCUCGCCCCUGGAAUUGCACUGCGCCCGGGCGCCCAACCCCAAGGGCGAUAAGUCCCGCUUUUGUGGUUUUCUGGCCGGCGGGCUAUGAGAAUCUCCUUGGCAAGGAGAUUCUCCCACGUUCGGGGAGAAUCUCCUUGCCAAGGAGAUUCUCCUUAGGAGAAGGGGAGCGAGACGGCGGGGGGAGGUGAAGGAAAAAGAAGCACAUGAAGGAAAAAGAAGCACAUGAAGGAAAAAAAAAAAGAAAGAAGAAAAAAGAAAAGAAAAAGGAAGAGGAGGGGGAGGAGGGGAGGAGAUUCUCCUGGGGGUCCAGGAGAAUCUCCUUGGGCCAAGGAGAUUCUCCGAGAUUUUCCUUGAAGUCGCCCCAUUGUACUAACCUUUUCAUCUAUAUUCACACGAUCUGCUGUAGAGAGCAACUUUUGACUUUUUCACUUUUUACGAAUUUUCAGCAUUAUUUUAGCUUGUUUCGCAAGCUAGGUUCGUUUGCGCAGCUCGCGACGAGAAUAAAGGUACAAUACUUAUCAACAUUGACUACAUUUUGCAUUUGCAUAAUUUUCAGACGACCACUUCUUUUCUUCUGUGAGGCUUCAAGAAACUCAAAUUUCUGUUGCACGAGAGCGAGCAGGACAUGCUUUGUGUGUCGCUAAGUUGCUGUGUCUAUGCCGGCUUUCGUUAU